AUGCGCUUGACUUGCAGAAUAGAUCAUUUGAACUGAGAAUCAAUUGAUUUUGUAUGAGCUGAUUCAGUACUUGCAGCGCAAUAUCUGAAACUGGUGGAAAUGAAUAUUAUAUGUAUUAUAAGUCCGUUUUAGCAAACAUUUUACUGCUCUGAGUAUUUUGUCAGUUUUGACAUGGAGGAAGUGGAGACCGCAGAGGAGCUGUUAGCCAAACAGCAUCGCAAGGAAAAGAAAGACCUGCAAGCAAAAAUACAAAUUAUGAAAAAUGCCGUUCCCAAAAAUGACAAGAAGAGGAGGAAACAGCUGACAGAAGACAUUGCCAAACUAGAGGCUGAACUCACUCAAAAACAUGACAAUGAGCUCAAACAACUUCAGGACUCUUCCUCAGUGGAGGAGGUUUCAAACGCAAUGGAUUCCGUCGGUUUGGUAGAUGAUGAGGAAAAAACGGAUUCAAGCAAGCAAACUCGGACAUCUAAAGCCCAGAAGAGACGGGACAAAAAGGCUGCUCUUGAGAAGGAGCGGGAGAGUCGGAUUGCUGAGGCAGAAGUGGAGAACCUCGCAGGCUCCCGUCAUCAGGAGGGUCUGAAGCUGAGCCAGAAGCUGAUGGAGAGGCAGCUGCAGAUCAGAGAGAUCUCCUCUGACGGUCACUGCAUGUACCGCGCCGUGGAGGAUCAGCUGACGGAGCGAGGCGCCCCUCGCAGCCUUAAAGAGCUUCGGGCUCAAACAGCUCAGUAUAUGAGGAGCCACGCAGAUGACUUUCUUCCGUUCCUCACUGACCCCAAUUCAGGAGACAUGUACACUGCAGAUGAGUUUGAGAAAUACUGCAAUGAUGUUGCAGACACAGCUGCUUGGGGCGGUCAGUUAGAGUUAAAAGCCCUUUCACAGGUCCUCCAGCUACCGAUAGAAGUCAUUCAGGCAGAAUCCCCCUCUAUUAUUAUUGGUGAAGAAUAUGACAAGCCACCAAUCACACUCGUUUACAUGCGGCAUGCUUAUGGACUUGGUGAACACUACAACUCUGUGGAGCCUCUGAAAGACUUGGCAAAUGAGGAAGAGGGCUGAGCCAUCACUGACACAUUAAUAUAUGCAUCUGUGCAUAAUUAGCCUGUAGAAGUGGACCUUCUGGAAUUUGAUUCCGUUUUGCUAGGAUCAGUGGAUUCGGUCAGGAUGCUCACAGAGGAAGAUGAAAUAACAUGCUGGUGACUUCAACUGCAGUGGACAAGCUUCAUGUAACAGUCCAUGCUUGCCAGAGUUAUUUAUAAAGAAAUUGUGUUAUUUUUGGAAAACUGCAUAUCAGCAAGUCAUUUGCUCUAAGAGGUGCUGGAUGUGUCAUGCUUAUGCCGUUAAAUAAAGAAACUAAAUAAAGAAACUUAAAAUCAAU
This is a messenger RNA of Carassius auratus (goldfish), 1375 nucleotides long. RefSeq names its product OTU deubiquitinase 6B (gene otud6b). Gene Ontology annotation, molecular function: cysteine-type deubiquitinase activity. Bases 172 to 1056 code for a protein of 294 amino acids. Gene Ontology annotation, biological process: protein deubiquitination. The transcript is spliced from 7 exons. NCBI's taxonomy places the organism in Eukaryota, Metazoa, Chordata, Actinopteri, Cypriniformes, Cyprinidae. The record is from RefSeq and is a predicted model, not a curated record.